Paramuricea clavata is the source of this 10613-nucleotide messenger RNA. Lineage: Eukaryota; Metazoa; Cnidaria; Anthozoa; Malacalcyonacea; Plexauridae. The record is from the annotation of a GenBank genome assembly.
UUUAUACUUUGUAGUUUGCACUCUUAGUUAAAUUCAACAUGGCGGAUUUAUAGGGCACGCAUGAGAAAAAGUGGAAAGAGGGGGGGGUAAUGGGGGAGGGGGGGUACCAAUCCUGAAGCACGAAAAAUAAUAUGCAGCGAUCUUGAAGCAUGAAAAAUAAAAGAAGGAAGUCCUGAAGCACGUAAAAGAAAUUUAUUACGAAUCUGAAAUGUAAAGUGAACAUGAAAUGUAAGCAACAAUCAUACUUAGAAGUCUUAAAAGUGAAUAUAAACAGUCUGUACUAGGCGGUGUGUUCGCCUAUUUGUUUACAAUUGCGUCGAUGUUCAUGAUUUAUAUAAACUUUGAAACCUCCGUUCCUCAAUCAAAACAUAGCUAAAAUCCAGAAACAAAAUUAAUGGAAUAUAUUGUCCAGAAACGAGAAAUAACCGUCUUUAAAUACAGCUGAAAACGGAGAACGGAUAUUGAAUACACCGCAAGCACGAUACACGGCAUCCAUGUCGGGAUCGAAAAACGUUUAAUAAAAAGAGGACUGAACGAAGAACGAAUAAUUAAAUUACCCCAAUACGCAGCACGAAAAUACCCCAUUACCCCCCUCUGGAGACAUGUACGCAUUCUAUAUCCGUAUUAUUUCUAUGAGACAACUCCACCUAUGCGCUGAAUUAUGUCUCACCAUAAAUUUUGAACCUUUUCACUGAGGGUGUUUUAAAUUGUUUUUUAUAAUGCCAUAAUUGACCUUAUAAAACCAAUCGAAAACCUGUGAUAUGUUCAGCAGUUCAGGGACGCCGGAACUUUGCGGGGGCUUGCAUUUUGAUAGGAGAGACAAGGGGGCAGAAGUGCCCUUUGAGUUAUAAAGUACUAUACCUGAUAAAUCACGUUCCCAGUGAUGCUUUUUGCAUGGGCAAAAUCAUGAAGUGUGAUCUUGAAUGUGACCUGAUUAAGUACAUUUGUUUUCAUUGGCAAAUCAACACAUUAUUGUAGGUUUAUAUCUUCACCGGGGUCUACAGAAGUGCCCUUUGGUGUGCGUUUGCCCCCCUUGCCUUUUUAUCGUUCCGGCGUCCCUGGAUAUGUUGAACUAGAAUAAAAAAUCCAAUGGAAAAUCUUGUGGAAAAAUUGGAAAAAUCUCUUUGUGCCUCCCAGUGACUGUAUAUACUGAACUAUGUUUGAUAGUUGACAUAGUUCAGUGGUGCUUCCUGGUUUCUUGAGAAAUUUCAAUGUUCGCGUAUUAAACUAUGAGACUGGGACGAGAUGUUUGCAAAAUGCAAUAUGGCGACUGCAAUUUUGUAUUUGCGAAAAUGUCCUAGCAUUUUAUCAGGUAUGUUUGAAGAAAUUUAAGCAUUAUUUAUCUGUAUUUAGUGCUAAUAUGAUAAAGUAUUUAUAUGUGCUUGUAUGUGCCUAUUUGAUACUUCCUACAAUGUAAUUGUGUUUCCAAAAUAAUGGCAUUUGAAUAUUGUACAAAGUAUGUGAAAUUUUAGUAUAAAUAUUGUACAUAUAUAAUUUGUCGAAGUGGUUUGUUGUGUGGGAUUUUAUAUUGCGUAUAAAAUCUUUAUUCCUAUCAAUUUUAGCGAAGUCUGUCCAGAAAUCAGCUGGGGUGUGCUCAGUUUUCUUUCAAACCAAGGUGGGUUUAUAUUUUAAUUUUGCACUCAAAUACUCAAUUUCUCAGACUGCAUUCCAUGUUCUCUAUGCCAUGGCUCUGGUGUGAGUUAUGAAAUGUUUUGGUGUAUUUGUGUGAGAUCACUCAAAAACAAAUUAUUUGCGCUGCCUAGAAAAUAUAUUUCUCUUCUUGGCAGCACAAUGUAAAAUAAAAAUUUUGAAGUGACCCAGUCUGCCAUAGUGGAAAGUACGCUUUGGCUGCCGCAGGAGACUGCCGCAGUUGACAAGAACACAAUUCCAUCCUGCUGCAAUGCCAAAAAUACAACGCUGCCGCAGGUAAAAAUUCAAGACUACACGCAAUACCGCUGAUCACUAAACAGUAAACAUUGAAGCCUUCACUCUUAAAAAAGAUGUGCUCAGUAAAAUCAUCACAGCUUUUUUGUCGAAUAAUGAAUACAUCUUAAGAUGUGUUGAUACAACACACCACUGACGUGUCACCCAAAUUGUGCUGCAGGUAUUUUCUAAACUUUUUCUGCCGCAGAAUUCUGCCGCACUAUCAAUUUUACAGUUUUUCUGCCGCACAGUUUUGCCGCAUCAGCAGUUUUUGACCUUUGCCUGCCGCGGGAGAUCUCCCGUUAAAGUGCCCAACUUUCCACUAUGGCCAGUCUGGAAAGUUUGCAACGCGCAGUUGGGAUCUCGGAUGCGCAGUUGGAAAUUUACACUUUACCGUACCAGAAUAACCCACUGAAUACAUAUCCCAUCAAAACAUGCGAUAAAAGAACUGGAAAACUUGCCAUCAGAACACACUCCAUCAAAUACUUGCGGUAUACAGGUACAGUGAACUAUAAAGUACCCGUGCAGUUUUGAUGUUCCCAAUGUAUUUAAUAUUAAAUUAUGGCACUCUCUGACGUGCAAUUUCCAAACUUUCCAGUGUGGGAAGUGACUAUAUGUACAGCUGGAUAUUUAGUGACUAUAGUUAUUAAAGUUUAAUUUUUAUAAGAUAAACCGAUCCAAACCCUUCUCUAACCCUAACCCUAACCUUUUGUGAAUUAGAAAAGGUAGAAGUUUAAAAAAAUUAAGAAAAAAUAUAUAUAUUUGUUAUUAGUAUGGCAAUUAGCUUGGUAAAAGCUAGUAUAAACAAAAGUUAUUAUAUUUAACUAUAGUCAUUAUAUAGCCAGCAGUUUACUAAAUAGCCGGUUGUAUAGUCACUUUGUAAGAAUUCCUGUGUAAGUCAAAUUUAAAACACCCAGGAGCUGUGCAGUUCCAGAAAUCUUCUCGGCUGUGGGCUUUUGGGAGUGAUUAGAACCUUGUUUUAGUGUUGGUUGCAAUAAUGCACCCUUUCGGUAAUUGCUUUACAACUAUACUGUUUUCAACUUAGGACCAUCUUAAAUGGAAAGGAUUUCAAGGUUUUUUUCUCAUAUGGAGAAGCCGAACAUCCUUCUUCAACACAGGCGUGGAAAAGAAAUUGGACUUUGAUCAAUAAAUAUGGAAAUAAGCAUUAACACGAAAACAAGGCUUGUUUCUUUGUGCAUAGCCCAUAAGAAAAAAACAAACUUGAAAUCCUUUCCAUUUAAGAUGGUCCUAAGUUGAAAACAGUGUAGUUGUGACGUAAUUAUCGUAAGGGUGUAUUUCAAAAGCAGGACAAUUCAAGUCAUUUGCUCAAUAAAUUGUAUAUAUGACAUGAAAAUAAACAACUUAUAAGUAGUUAAGUGGAACAAAGUCAUCUCCAUUGAUAUAUGGGAUAGACUUGUGAAAUAAAUAUAUGGCGUAAAAAACAAAUACCUGUGGUUCCGCGGUUUCAUAUCGUGAAAAAUUAGGGUCAGUAGGUCGGAAAAAAAAAUUUUUUGAAUAUUUUUUUAAUGGUUUUGGCGGUUUUUUGCUGGACAAUUUGCGGUAGAGUCCCAACAUCAAUAUUAACUAGAGAUGCGUAUUUCCUAUGGACGAAUUUAGACAAUUUGUUUCAAUAGUUAGUGUGACAACAGACGCCAUUUUGGCACGCUGUAUGAGCAGCCCACAGUACUACCUGGAGAAAAUAGGGUCGCACAGUCAAUCGCGUUGAAAAAAUAAUAGGGUCGGUAGAAAAAAAAAUAGGGUCGGUCGGGAACCGCAACCACAGGACCGGUAUUUUUUUUACGCCUAUUCCAAAUAAAGUGAUGAAAGAAGACAUGUCCUUGUUUGUGCAGACAUUUUGUUAUUUUUCUGACACAAAGCAGUGACACGUCAGGAACCAAAACUACUGGAUCUUUUUUGCAUGCCCGCUGCUGACUUUUGGUUGCUAAAAAAGAAAUGUAUACCGACCAAAUCUUUCGGUUAACGCACAGCUCUAGAUUUCAGAGAACAUAUGGUGCUGCACAGUACAUGCGAUAAGCUUCAAUCUUGGAGCAAGACAAUCUCAGCUUGCAAAAUACUUUUGGAAUUUUCAAAAAAUAAGAAAAUUAUAUUAGCAUUCCUGUAUACAAGAUGACAAAAAUGUGUAAAAAAGAUAUUUUGUUAAAAAUUUCCUGUCAGCAGCACACUGCUGCAGGUGCUGCCAGCCAUUUUUCAGCACUGGAUUAGUGUUUCUUAGCUUGUGCUUAGGGAAGGACCAAAUAUAUGUUUCUGCAAAAAGAUGUGAUAUGAAAUUAAAAGAACCCUGCCACGCUACCGACUUGGCGGAUAAUUUUUCAGAUCAGUUUCCUAAGAACACUGUUAGCCCACAUGCUUGUGGGAAGUUUGCUUUCAAAAAGAAUGUCGUGGUCAAGUUUAUAAUAAAAGGGUUUGUUCUGAGGGAUUUGCGAAGGGCCUUCGCUCGAAACGUCGAGUUUCUGCUUGUUUUUUAAGGUAGUAAUAUAACCACUCAGCACAGUAAGAUUAUUAGCCUUGCAUAUUAAAACAAAAACAACCAAAACAACAACAUAGCUAUAACAAGUAAAUAAGACUAGAGCUGUAGAGAACCAUUUUUACGCUUAUAUAUGUAAGUCGCAAUUUAUUUUGUCUCAUAUAAAUGGCCCUGUUGUGCCCUGAAGAACCAUAUUUUAUUAUAAUUUUACUCUGUCUUAAUUAUGCCAGACAAUUUAACUCAUUGCUGUCCUCUAAAUUGUAUUGUUAAUGGUUAAAAUUACAUCGAAUGCCUAUAUGCAGUUUUGGCCAUGGCGCAACCUUAACUAAAAGUAGUCUUCACAAUUAUACACCAUUGCACCAGAACAAGAUCUGCAAGUGUGCUAUAACAAUGUUGUUUUUAUUUAACAGCAUUAUUCAACUUUUGAGCCAAAACAUGGUAAAGGCGGACGUUCAUCAUUUAGUGGUGUGGUAGCAACUGUUUUUGGAGCAACUGGAUUUCUGGGAAGAUAUGUCGUCAAUAGAUUGGGUGAGUUUAUAAUCAUUAUCAUAUUGUCAUUACCUGCCGCCAGGUUAUGUUUCCAUCCACGUUUGUUUGAUAACUUAAAAUAACCAAGCUGUAUAGUGAAUGAGCGAGUGAGCUUAGUGCAACCAAAUUAACAAGUGGGAAAAUUCAGUACGAAACACUACCCAUGAACAAAUUUGUACAGCUAGAUACUGUAAGUCAUAACAAAAGGUGAAAAAUUCUAGCCGUGAGUGAAUUGACUAGGUCGUUGUGUCAUUGGACUGGGUGAAUCCUUUUUUCUCACGUCUGAGAAGGUUCUUUCCCUCUCCUGAUGCCAUUGUGCCAUUAAGUAUACGAAGUGGCUAUAUCUACGGGCCCGUAAACAGACUUCGCCAGGCUAUAUUUACGGCACUCUCGUUCUUAGUCUCCAUACGGCCUGUAUUUAUAGUUAAAGUCAAAUUAAAACAAAAAUAACCCUAACCCCAAUCCUUCCCCUAACCCUAACCUCUAACCCUAACCCCUGAAAAAAUUAAAACUAGUCAGAAAAAAAAGUUAAACAUGUUUUGUUAAGGCGAACAAAAAUCCAUCACAAACUCGGAUUCGAACCCGCGGACUACAACACAGCAGCCAUUUGCCUAACCUUCUGAGCUAUUUUCGAGCUCGCUGAAAUCCUUUGUAAGCAAUACGCUUUAAGUCUUGAUUCCACGAGCGCUUUUUGUCAGCAAAAUGCGAAAUAUUUCGCCUGUUUCUUUUGAAUUGUGAGCAAUCAAGUAGAAAUAAUUUAUUCGAGUGGUCGCAAUUCAAAAGAAACACGCGAAAUAUUACGCAUUUCGCCGACGAAAAGCGCUCGUGAAUCAGGCCUUUAUAGUGCCGGUUCGGUACAUAGGGUGCCGUAAAUAUAGCCUGGCGAAGUCUGUUUACGUACCCGUAGAUAUAGCCACUUUUUUAAGUAUAUCUAUUCGCAAACUUAGUAUCUAUAUACUAGAAGUUACUAUCGCAAGGUAAAUUGCUGCCUCGGGCUGGUUACCGCUGAGUUGCUUGUGUUUAGGAGACUCGACCACUGAACUGUAUAUACAUGGAAAGCUGAUAAUUUACGCAGUCAAAAAAUGUAGUCAAAAAUAGCUAGAUUUUAUUGGCUGGUCAGCACAUUUACCCCAUGUUUGGCUGGUCAGCACAUUUACCCCAUGUUUGGCUGGUCAGCACAUUUACCACAUAUCCCUGAAACGCUAUAAAUGUGUUUCUUAUUUUGUUCUUGUUGAUAUCGAGUAGUUUCAGACCAAAUCUUUUUUAGUUUCUUGGCAACCUUACACUCUUAACUCGUAUAUGAACAGGUUUUGGCAUGUUAUAAACCCACUUUGGCAAACAGAACUAAUACGACAGCUAGCCAGGCUCAUGUAAAAAGUACAAGAAAUCUAAAGUAUCCAUAAUAUCAUCUUUUACGACAUUAGAGAGGGUCAGAUUUGACUUCUACUAUACAUUUCACUGGCUUAGUACCAGGCCUUAAAAAAUCUUUUACAGGACCGUCUGACAAAAUGUCCGAUGACGUUGAGUUUGGGUCGGACAUAUGUCCGAUGACCUUCGGUUCAGUUUUGACUCGGAAAUAAGUCUGAAUGACACAAAUAAAUAUCAGCACAAUGUUUUAAUUCUGAACGGUAAGUGUUGUGAAGAUAUUAAAUUAUUUGUUUCUUCCAUACUUGUUCCCAAGCCAAAAUUAACUUGCUUUCCGGAAUAGCAGAAUAACAACUUAAGCCAGUUUUCCACUUCACCAUGUCGCUCGCCGCCCAGCGCUCGACUACGUUAAAACGACAUUUCCAGUUUACCUUUUACACAAUUACUCUGAUUUUCCAUUUAACAUACAAGCCUUUAGUCCUAGGCUAGGGUACAUUUUGAUUUACGUUGGACAAAGCUAAAGUUUGGUCGGACAACAAUUCACUCGGGUCGGACAAACAAUAAACCUCAGUUUCACUUAGGUUGGACAGAAUGUCCGCUGGUUUCCUCUCUACGUCGGACAAUUUCACGAAUGGGUCGGACAAUGGCCUGUUAGUACGCGUCUGAUUGGUUAAUCCGAUAGAUCAAACGCAUCGGAUUGGUCAUUAGUCCAUUAAUGGUAGCGGUAGUGCAUCCCUGGGUCGGGUUGUGCGAAACAUGCAUGUUGAUUGGUAUAACCCAGAUUAAACUUUAGCGUUUAUAAAUUUUUUAUUUUUAGUGUGAAGUUUCUUCGAAAGUUUCUUCGAAGUUUCUUCUUUGUGAUGACUUGGGGAUUCAAACGAAACAGUCAGUCAUUCAGUCAUACAGUAAACUUUCCGGGGGGUGUAUACGGUAUAUGUUCGUAAUGAUUUAUCGUGCUUAGUCUGUGCUUUGAAGGUUAUUUUAGGCAAUUUCAGUUGUCUUAUUUAAAUAUUCUUUAGGCCUUUUGCCAAGUUUUGCCAAGUUUUGCCAAGUUUACAAAAAAUUCGAGGAAUUGUUGUCGUUAUUGUAAAUUUUAUAACAUGCGCUUCUCAUGUUGUGUAAAGGAUCUUUACCCCGGAACACCCGAUUUUUUCUUUAGCAGCGCAAAUGCGCAUGCGCUAUCAAGCCGUAGAUCACGAUGGCGUGACGAUGCUAGGAAGGAGCGAGACAGUGUUGUUUUAAAAUGUAUAAACAUUUCAGACGUGAAUAUUGAGUAAAUCUUCGAGAAUCUAUACGCAAUGUAUAAAUUGAUGUUAUGCAUUCAAUUAAGUGCCGAUAUUAUUUAGACGGUAUAUUCAUUUUACAGAGCUAGCAAGGAGCUAGGACAGUGCUUUUUUUCCAAGUGUAUACGUGUACUGUAUAUUAAACAUUUCAGACGUAAAUAUUGAGUCGAAAAUCUUUGAGAUUCUAGGCAUUCAAAUGAGUGCCGAUAUUAUUUUCACGGUAUACCGGUACAUUAUUCAGAGGUAGGAAAGAGCGAGAGAGUGUUGUUUUCAAAUAUAUAAACAUUCUACGCAAUAUAUAAAUUGAUGACGUUAUGCAUUACCGGCGCCCAAUUAUAAAGUGCCAGAAGAUAAAUAGUUUUAGGCCGUGUAUUCAUUAUACAUUGGCCACAUUGGCUGUAUAAGGUGCUACACCACAGAAUAGCUGGCUACACUCAGUACAAAGAGCGAAAAAUUGCAUCAGACAAAGCGUAAACAACUAUUAAACAGAAGCAGGUGUUUGUAUGGCGUUUACGAAGAAAAUAACUUGUGAUCGAGACUAAAAGAAAUCAGUUGAGUCUGCAGAGCUCUUUAUUUAAACAAGAAAGAUGAGGAGUUAUAGCCAACGUGUUAUCGCUAAUCGCUUGGCUUGCCAACAAGCUUUAUGCAAUAGAAGAAAAAAGCAAGGAGGUAGCCAAAGUGCUCUGGCCAACGUGUGCCGUCACGGACUUACUUUGUUUAGGGGCCGUCGACAAAUAGAUUUCGUCCCGCAUCGCGGACUUGGGCCGCGAUUGUUUGAACCCCCUCCCCCCCCCCCCUACCUCAUCGCGGACAAGUAAAAAACCCAAAGAGAAUCGAAAUUAUGGUCCAAAACAGUGCUGGAAAAUUUCCGGCAGCGCCAGCAGCACCUCUGCCAGGAAAUGUUUAACAAAAUAUCUUCGCAGGAAAUUUUCUUGCACCUUGCAGGAAUUUUUUGUCAUCUUAUAUACAGGACGCCAUAUAAUUUACUUAUUGUUUAAAAAUUCCAAAUUAAGCAUUUUGCAAGUCGAGGUGUGCGCCAUCAUAGUCCACACGUUCUCUGAAAUCUACAUAGGAACGACGUUUUAUAGUUGACUUACACAGGAAAUUUUAAUUUUUGAAUUUUGCUGCCAGGAAGAUAAAUAUAUUUUCUAGGCCUGGUCCAAAAUAUUAUCCGAAAUAUGACUAAAUACACUAUGUAAUGCUGACUUUUAACAUUACAAUCAGCUUGUAAUAAAUAAAAACUAGUUUCCGUAUUGUUUAGCAGUUGUAAGCAACAUAAAAUUUAAAUAAAUACCCGAUUUGUUGUUCACAAAUGCAAUAUUUAUAUCCCCGAUUGAACGAAAGAAAGGUUGUGUCGAACUGCGAACUUAGUCAGAAAAGUCAACACAAAAUAUUCGGCCGCGAUCAGUUAUUCCAGCGGCAACACAAAUCAAAUCGGAAUUAACCGUAAUGGGUUCGGGCCGGUUCGGGCAUAGGUUAUGUACUUCGAAAAGUAAAUAUCAAACGAAGUAUUGUUAUUGAGCUGUGUCCGCUUUUUGCCUACGAACUUUUUGUGAGUAUAUUAUUUAAAAUGUACUACAUUUUCUUCUGAUCUUCGUAUUAUAUUUCUAAAGUCAGUUUUCGUCCCAAAUAUUUUGUAAUCGCGGAUUCAAAGCUUUAUCGCUGCUGAUGAGAGAUUAAGAGAUGAGAGAGAGAGUUUUUAAUUGACCCAUCAAAUUGUUGUCAUGUAGCUAUACACGUAACAAAAUGAUCGACUUUUUAAAAUCAGUCUGUUCAAUUUCUUACACGGUGGCCGGAAUUUUAAACAAAAGCUUGCCAAUUUCUUAUAUGCAGUGUAAGAAACUGUAUAUGGAAGAUUCGUUAUAUAUAUUUUAUACCCCAUUGGCCCUGCUUUCGCAUAAUAUUAAGAUUAACUCUUUUCCGUGUUAAGACGCAAGUUUUUUCAAUGUCGCUUAUUUGCGAUGAAAAGUGUUCAAAACCAAAAAUCGUUUGUGCGUUCUUCUCAAAAUUGCUUUGUGUUAGCUUAAUGUUGUGCUUUACUCAGUUAGCAACCUUUUUAAAUGUAUUUGGCAGUUGCUAAACACAAAAUAAUAGUUGUCAAUUUAAAUACAAUUAUCAUUAUGAUGCUGUGACGCCAUAUUUAUACAGCAAUAUAUAUUAAGCAAAACGUACUGAGUUUCAGAGAUCGUUUUUUCUUUGGCGUACCAUCUAAAAUCUCUUCAUUUUAGCAUAAUUUCAAGUCUUAAAAUAUCGGUCACGGACAUUGUCCGACCCAUUCGUGAAAUUGUCCGACGUAGAGAGGAAACCACCGGACAUUCUGUCCGACCAAAGUGAAACUGAAGUUUAUUGUUUGUCCGACCCGAGUAUAUUGGUGUCCGACCGAACGGUAGCUUUGUCCAACGUAAAUCGAAGUGUACCCUAGUCCAGGACUAGAGGCUCAACUAUGUUAAAUGGAAAAUGUCAAGUGGGAAACGGGCUUAUUGCUUCAGUUGACAAUGAAAGUCGUACUGCUGUUUUUGGCAAGCAAGUUAAUUUGGCUUGGACAUAGGUAUGAAUGACGCAAAUUAUUUAAUAUUUUCACAACAUUUACAGUUCAGAAUUAAUACACUGUGCUGAUAUUAAUUUGUGUCAUUCAGAAUUAUUUCCGAGCCAAACUAAACUGAAGGUCAUCGGACAUCAUAAUACACAUGUCCGACCCAAACUCACAGUCAUCGGACAUUUUGUCAGAUGGGCCUGUAAAAUAUAAGGCCUGUAAUUUUACAGAUAAAGCACUGUUCAUACUUUUUAAGUUUGUUUGCCGCUUGAAAUUUUAAAAAUUGAAUAUAUAUUUUUAUAACCAUGCAAGUGAAAAGUAAUUUCAUUAGUUCUGAGCGGAUGUUAUACGUAACAUACAAAAGAUUCUCCUCUUAAUGGCUAUAUUUGAUGUUUAGGUCGUGUCGGCAGUCAAGUUGUCAUCCCAUAUAGAGGAAAUGAAUAUGAUUGUAAUCAACUGAAAGUCAUGGGUGAUCUUGGGCAGAUGCUGUUCUUUG